AUGGACACUGACGAUGAUCAGAAAAUGGCCAUGCUCCGCAAGGCUUUUCAAAUGUUCGACACCACUAAAUCGGGUUACAUCGAUGUCCUAAAAAUUUCCACGAUUUUGAAUACCAUGGGCCAGCUAUUUGAUGACUCUGAACUUCAGGCCCUUAUCGAUGAAAAUGACCCCGAAGGUUCGGGCAAAAUCAACUUUGAUGGGUUCUGCAAUAUUGCCUCCCAUUUCUUAGAAGAAGAAGAUGCUGAAGCCAUGCAGCAAGAACUGAAAGAAGCUUUCAGAUUAUACGAUCGUGAAGGCAACGGUUACAUCACUACUUCUACUCUCAAGGAGAUCCUUGCAGCCUUAGAUGACAAACUUAGUAAUGCUGACUUAGAUGGCAUUAUUGCUGAGAUUGACACUGACGGUUCCGGAACUGUUGAUUUUGAUGAAUUCAUGGAGAUGAUGACUGGCGAC
Molecule: messenger RNA, 453 nt
Organism: Iphiclides podalirius (scarce swallowtail)
Lineage: Eukaryota; Metazoa; Arthropoda; Insecta; Lepidoptera; Papilionidae
Source: the annotation of a GenBank genome assembly